Amaranthus tricolor (Joseph's coat) is the source of this 1785-nucleotide messenger RNA. Its product is annotated as protein WALLS ARE THIN 1. Gene Ontology annotation, molecular function: transmembrane transporter activity. The transcript is spliced from 6 exons. Gene Ontology annotation, cellular component: plasma membrane. The record is from RefSeq and is a predicted model, not a curated record. Bases 283 to 1413 code for a protein of 376 amino acids. Lineage: Eukaryota; Viridiplantae; Streptophyta; Magnoliopsida; Caryophyllales; Amaranthaceae.
UCUAUGUCUUUUCACCUUAGCAACACUAAAGAUACUCCUAUCUGUGGAAGACAACCAAAUACAUUUGGAACCCUUUUUUAUUUUUAUUUUUUUAAAAUGAAAGAGGUCCCACAUGUAGGGCUUAUAGGAGUAGGGACCCAAUCCCAAAUCUCCCCUUAAUUCCUCUUAUAUUCUUAUAUUUAUACCCCAAACUUUGGUCCAAUAAUCUCAACAUCUUCUUCAUUCUUUCCCUUUCUUUUUCUCCUAUCCAUAUCUUGUUGAACUAGUAUAGGAUUGGCAUCAAUGGCGGAUUGUGGUGUCUCUAGUUCUAAAAGGAUGUGGUGUUCCAUACCCGAGAAGUUCCAACUGCAUGGCGCUAUGCUGGCGUUGCAGUUUGGUUAUGCCGGGUUUCAUGUUGUCUCUAGAGCUGCCCUUAACAUGGGAGUCAGUAAACUUGUCUUCCCUGUUUACAGAAAUAUCAUCGCUUUACUUCUCCUUCUUCCCUUUGCCUAUUUUCUUGAAAAGUCCAAGAGGCCAGCUAUGACUAUGUCCUUCAUGGUUCAGUUCUUUUUUCUGGCACUUGUUGGGAUAACAGCAAACCAAGGAUUCUAUCUACUGGGUUUGGACCAUACGUCUCCCACUUUUGCAUCUGCUGUUCAGAAUUCAGUCCCAGCUCUCACCUUUCUCAUGGCUGCACUUCUCAGGAUAGAGAAAGUAAGACUAGACAGAAAGGAUGGUAUAGCGAAGGUGGUUGGAACAGCAUGCUGUGUAGCAGGGGCCACAAUAAUAACAUUAUACCAAGGCCCUGUCAUAUAUUCUCCGGCCAAAGAACUACAUGACAGCACCCCAAUGCUACUUUCAUUAGGAGAUGCUUCUGGAAAGAACUGGACUUUGGGCUGCAUCUUCUUAAUCGGACACUGUUUAUCAUGGUCUGGUUGGCUAGUUUUGCAGGCACCUGUUCUUAAGAAAUACCCAGCAAGACUUUCAGUCACCUCCUACACUUGCUUUUUUGGGUUGAUACAAUUUGUGAUUAUUGCUGCAAUUUUUGAGAGGGAUUUUGAGGCUUGGAAGUUCCAUUCAGGUGUUGAAUUGUUCACCAUUAUGUAUGCGGGAGUGGUAGCAUCAGGGAUUGCUUUCGCUGUACAGAUAUGGUGCAUUGAUAGGGGUGGCCCGGUGUUCGUAGCUGUUUAUCAACCUGUUCAAACUUUGGUUGUCGCUAUUAUGGCUUCCAUUGCUUUGGGAGAACAAUUCUACUUGGGAGGGAUACUUGGAGCAGUACUGAUCAUAGCAGGACUAUAUCAAGUUCUAUGGGGGAAGAGUGAGGAAGCGAAAUUUGCCAAGGCGGCAUUGCCGUCUACUGCAGAGCAAGGAAACAACAGAACAUCAAAGUCCCUUACUCAACCACUCCUUCCUCCAUCAUCCGAAAAUGUUUAAACGACAAACCGAUCAAAGUCCCUUAGUCGAUCAAUGACCUCUUGACCCAUCAUCAAGGAAAAGGUUUAAGGACGAUUUCGUUUGACAAACAAGCAAACUACUACUAUUACUACUGCGUCAAGCAAGUUUGUUUUUUUUGGUGUGUUAAGUGGUUUUUCAUUCAGUUAGUGUCCUCUCAAUAGGAGAUGGGCUAAAGGGAGUAAAAAGGAAUAGGUAUUAGGGAAGAAGGUGAAGAUUUUUACUAUGUUUUACGGUGUGUACCCAUGUCUUAAGGGGGGCUAAAACCCCAUCCACUCCAAGCCUUACAUCUUAAAUUAAUGUUUUGAUUUACAAGGAAAGAAAAUGCAAUUUCAUCUAUGAACUUAUGUCCAA